AUGUCACAAGUUACAUACGUGGAACUGGUCGAUCUGUACGAGCAAAACUAUCAGUACAAUUGCGCCCAGGCGGCAAUAAUCGCUGUCCUCAUGUAUGAAUACGCCAUUACGUUGCGAGACGAGGUCAGUUUGGUAUGGAGAAGCAAGGCGACGUCAACGGUUAUCUUCUAUCUCAACCGCCUGGUCAUGAUCGGCUUGGUGGUGGCGUACAUGCUAGAUAUGUUCACGUGGACGACGGACGUAGGACGGCGAAAAAGGGAACUCGUAACAUACGCGGAGUGGGCAGUCCUAUCGGCAUUGCGCGUCUACGUUGUCAAUACCAGUAGCUGGGUAGCCACAGCGGCGACCUUGGCUUUCGCUCUAGUUCCGGUGGCAUACAAUAUCGUCAUACCGGGACUGGCGGUAUGCGACGAGGUGGCCAAAUAUUCAGUCUCAACUGCGCGCAAGUAA
Rhodofomes roseus is the source of this 450-nucleotide messenger RNA. RefSeq lists its product as uncharacterized. Bases 1 to 450 code for a protein of 149 amino acids. Lineage: Eukaryota; Fungi; Basidiomycota; Agaricomycetes; Polyporales; Fomitopsidaceae. The transcript is spliced from 7 exons. The record is from RefSeq and is a predicted model, not a curated record.